AUGAAACAAAGGCACAAAAAGGAUGGCUCACCAAUGCGAAAAGCUGCAACUGGUUCAACACGACUUGUAAGAAAGGAACAGUUGGUUAGCCGUACUCUCGGCUCUAAUUCUCAUGGCUCGCGUCCCACAGGCCCCUAUGUAAGAGAUAAAUGCGAGCGUGAUCGGGAUCAUGCACGCAAGUACGAAACAAACACGAAAUGGUCCGUUUGUCUUCCGGGAAACGGAUUCCUUGAUUCCGGCACAUAUGAAGAAAUCAGUAGCAAUAGCGAGGAUGGAAUUCUCGCCUCGGGGUCUCCAGUUGCUUCUGCGGCUGAUGCUCACCAUACACCUUCGCCAACUUCUACCAACCUACCAUCUACUUGUCAAUACCAACAUCAUCGCCGAAACUCUGUUUCGUCUGCCUCCUCUUCUACUUGUUCAUCCACUGAUUAUGUCAAGCGCCCUACUGCUACCGAGACACAGCCUCGUUUCCGUGGCCCUCGUACCCCUUCUACGCCUCCAGAAUCGCUUAACUCGGGGGAGGCAGCUUCACUUGAUAAAUCUGCUGCAAAGCCAGCUGGGCAUGGCGACAUUAGUGACCCUAAUUGCGGUAACACAAUUGACCGUCGCCGACAUAUUCGACGUAUGAAGUCUAUCUCUUCUUCUUCUUCUUCUUCCUCUUCUUCUUCCUCUUCUUCUUCUUCUUCUUCUUUUUCAUCCACCUCUUCUUCCUCCGCCUCCUCUUCAUCAUCUCAUCUCCAUACCCGUAAGAAUCCCAGAAAAAGAUCUCCACCUCACCCAAAUCAUUAUAAUUGCCGUCGUGUUUGUAACUCUGCAGGCCGUCGGGGCUUAACUUCAUCUUCUUCAGCUGCGAGUCGGCGUUCUCUUUCACGCCAUGCCAAAAAAUAUAAAAAAGUUCUACCCUUUUCGUCUCACUCUCCUCCAUCCUUAAUCCAUUCAGCGAUCCGUCGUCUCCCCAAAGACUCAAGAAAUAGAUACAAUCAUGCACGUGACACUCGCCCAUCAGGCGUCGAACUUAGACGUAUAGACAGACGUUCUCACUGCAAGCCGCUUGUUUCAUCGGUACAGAAACGUCGAAGAUCGUCGGAUUUUCCUGUUGCUUCCUCGAAUCCUGCUGCUUAUACUAAAGAGCUCAAACGACAGCAUAUAAAAAAGCCACUUUCUCCCAGGGUUGGCCAAGUUUCUGGCUCGAGAAUUAAUAAUGACGCACGAGCCGAAAUGAAGGAGGGAAAACAGCGUUAUCUACCCGCUGCAUAUGCCAAUCCUGUUUCUGCUUCUGGCCCGACAAAUGUAACUCGCCCUAAUCCAAAUUCAAUGCGCAGGCCUGCCCCUUCGGAGACCUCAGAUACUUCUAAAACUUCUGUUUCCCGUUCUUCGUCUUCAUCUUCAUCCUCAUCAACUUCCUCAUAUUAUUCGCCUAGGGCUCCACAUAAAAACAAAUCUUCAUCUUCUCCAGCUCGUAGUCCACAUACUUCUGCCUCUUAUUCUCGUCGCCAACGUUUCUUAGGCAAUCGUAGUUUGCGCCGGCGUGGUGUUUCCGUAUCCAAUGCUUCUUUCGUAUCAUGUUCUUCUUCCCGCUCUGCCGACUCUAUACGAAUCGGUCCUAAGAGUUCACAUUCCUCUUCCUACACUGGCAGGCAAAUGACUUCUUCGGCUGCCUCUUCUUCUAGCUCUUCUCCCUUGAGAGCAAUUCGGCGUCGUCGGCGUCAGCUAGCCAGGAAACGAUACCAUCGCCGCGCCUCAUCUUCAAGUCUCACUUAUUCUUGUUCCUCCUCCCUUUCCUCUACAACCUCUUCUAUUUCAUCCCAUCGUCGCCGCCGAGCUCCCCGACAAAAUGCUCCUGGUUCGCCUCGAAGAAAGCCUCGAUUGCGUGCUACGGGUGAGUCAGGCCGUAGCCAUCUGACGGAACCGCGAAAACCCCUAGCACUGAAACAGCAAGAAGAGGCCGAGCAACAAGCUGCUUCCUCUGGCGUCGUUGCUUCCUCAGGCACGCAUGAAGAUGCAUUUAAUAUGGGUUCCAUCAAAACACGACGCUCUUCAGCUAAGCCGUCUGGGUCAAGUGAUCAGCCACAACAUGGAGAGCUGAGUGGGCGAAAUGCUCGGCCACAAAAACGCCGCCAGCUCCGCAAACGCCCUCUUACUUCGUCUCAAGAGUGUUUACUCCCUGAGGCUGAGGCAGAUGACGAGCACGCCGACUUUGAAUCAAUGGCACAAGUGGGUCCUUGCAGGCGCCCAAAUGAAUGUGGGCGAUCAGGAUGCAAAUCUACUGCGUCCAUCAAUCCAGCGAAACGAGCUGGGCGCCAAAAUACGAGAAUCGCAGACAAUAAAAAGGAGCCUUCAUCUCAACAAGUUUCCCGAGUCCAACGUGGCCAACGCGUCAAGCCGACAUCAAGACGUGCUUCCUCUGGUCAACGCGGUCGUCAACGCAGUCGUUCUCGACGAGCAGCCUCUAGGAAGCCCUGCCAAAAGGCAGCCGGUGAUAAUACAGCAUUGGGAGGCAAUGACCGCGAUUCACGAAAUCGCACAGGUCGCUAUUGUCGCAAACCAGAGCGGACUCAUGACUUAGAUCGAGAUCGUGGUCGAGAUCGAGAUCGGCAUGCUGAAUUCGAUAGGAAUCGAGAUCAAGACAGAACUCGGAACCGAGAGCGUGAUCGUGAUCGAAAGCCUCCCAGAGGUAGUGGCCGACGUCAACCCAGUGAUGACACCAUUAGACGACGUCGUUCUCCUGUGCCUUCAAGUCGAGCGGACAGUGUGAACCGACGCCGACCAAAACGUCGCCAUGGUCGUCGAUCAUCUCGUUCGUCUUCCUCUUCUCUAUCCUCUUCUUCUCAGCGGCCUGGUCGUGCUGUUGCUUCAGUUCGCUCUCAAGUUGGUCAGCAAACUACUCGGGAUCGAUCUGAAUCAGAGCCGAUUGCAUCCAAAAGGAGGGAACAAGUCAAUUUAGAUAAGCGUCGUCACCGCCGGGCUGAAGGGCCGCAACGCCAACAACCUGAAAGCAAGCGUUCCGGCGCCAUCAAGAUUCGGCCUCGUCCUGGGAUGGCCUCUCCAGAGAGUAGUGACAGUGGGCAGUUGAUUGUGCUCGAUUCUGCUAGAGCUAGGUGA
Protopolystoma xenopodis is the source of this 3102-nucleotide messenger RNA. NCBI's taxonomy places the organism in Eukaryota, Metazoa, Platyhelminthes, Monogenea, Polystomatidea, Polystomatidae. The record is from the annotation of a GenBank genome assembly.